UUCUCCCGCUCUCUCUCUCUCUCUCGGACCUUUUAAUUCAUUCCUUCAUCAUUUAAUGAUUCAUGAUACUGACCUACCAAGCAAAGUAAUCCAACCCAAAAAAAAAAAAAAAAAACGCUUCAUUGCAAUUGGGGCUGCCAUGAAUACCGUAUUGCUUGCUUGCAUGCCACACCUCUGAAUCUCCCUCCUCUCUUCCCAAGCUUCCAUCUUUCUUCCUUCUCUGACCACCGUCAACGGUCAUAGCCAUAUCCAUAUUCUUCACUUCUCAAUCUUCUUCUUCACCCAAAUGUCUAAAACCUCCUUCUUCCAUGACAUUGAAGCCAUGCCAGUGUUCGAAGCUUUCAGGAGGAUCAAACGUCAGAGGCUGUUCGAGCCGUCUCUGCGUGUUUUGGGUUUCUCCGCCGUCGCUGCUUUUGUUCUUCUUUCAUUCUUCUGUUUGGAUUACAGAGAUUUCGCUGGCAGCUUCGGGAUUUCGGGUCGGACCCAGCGGAGACUUCCUUGGGUGCAGAUGAAUGGGCCAGAACAACACCACCAGAGAGUUGAAUUUCUUGGAGAACAUGGUAGUGAUUGUGAUUUGUUUACUGGAAGUUGGGUCUGGGACGAGAACUAUCCAUUGUAUCAGUCCAAUCAUUGUAGCUUCCUCGAUCAAGGAUUUCGCUGUUCUGAAAAUGGACGACCCGAUUUGUUUUACACCAAAUGGAGAUGGCAACCCAGAGACUGUAACUUACCCAGAUUUAAUGCAACACUGAUGUUGGAAGGACUGAGAAACAAACGGCUAGUGUUUGCUGGGGACUCAAUUGGGAGAAACCAAUGGGAGUCACUAUUAUGCAUGCUGUCUUCUGGAGUUGCUAACAAGAAAUCAAUCUAUGAAGUGAAUGGCAAUCCAAUCACAAAGCACAAGGGGUUCUUGGUGUUUAGAUUCAGGGACUACAACUGCACUGUGGAAUACUACAGAGCUCCAUUUCUUGUCCUGCAGAGUCGCCCUCCUGCUGCGGCUCCUGAAAAGAUAAGGACAACACUGAAAUUAGAUCAGAUGGAUUGGAACUCUUUGAAAUGGAGAGAUGCAGAUGUUUUGGUUCUUAACACAGGGCACUGGUGGAAUUAUGAUAAGACCAUCAGAGGGGGUUGUUAUUUCCAAGAAGGUCUGGAAAUUAACUUGGAUGUGAGAAUAGAAGAUGCGUUUAAGAGGUCCAUCAAGACGGUGCUGAAUUGGGUACAAGAAGCUGUAAAUCCUAACAAGACCCAGGUCUUUUUCCGCAGCUAUGCCCCUGUGCAUUUCAGGGGAGGGGAGUGGAAGAAAGGAGGAAAGUGUCAUGUGGAAACACUUCCAGAGCUAGGCUCCCCCUCAUUGGUGCCUAAUGAUAACUGGUCUCAAUUCAGAGUAGCCAAUGCUUUGUUAUCAUCAUCAUCUGGAAAUGGAAUCAUGAAGCUGAAGGUUUUGAAUGUAACCCACAUGACAGCUCAGAGGAAAGAUGGGCAUCCAUCUCUCUAUUAUCUCGACCAUGAUGUGGGGCCUGCCCCUCGUCAUCGUCAAGAUUGCAGCCAUUGGUGCCUCCCUGGUGUUCCUGAUGCAUGGAAUGAGCUGCUUUAUGCACUCUUCCUGAAACAUGAAGCUUCUUCUUAACAGUCCCAAGUAUACUAUGAUUCACAGAGAAAGCCUUCAAAUUGCUAACAUUGAUUUAAAAGAGAGACAGAGGUCUCAGUUCUUAUUUAUAGACAUCAAUUUUGGGAUAGAAUUUGUAGGAAGUGGGAAAACAGAGAUGGGCUAAUUAUCAAUUCUUUUUGUACAUUGUGUAUUUAGACACAGUUUUGAUGAAAGAUUGAUAAAAGGAAAAUAUUUCUGGCAUCAGAAUGUUUUUGCUAGUACAUUGUAAUUACAGAUUGUUAUUCAUUAUCAUUAAUCAUCAAAGAUUAUUCUAAUUCAACA
This is a messenger RNA of Prosopis cineraria, 1927 nucleotides long. Its product is annotated as protein trichome birefringence-like 11. Gene Ontology annotation, cellular component: Golgi apparatus. Gene Ontology annotation, molecular function: O-acetyltransferase activity. Lineage: Eukaryota; Viridiplantae; Streptophyta; Magnoliopsida; Fabales; Fabaceae. The transcript has 4 exons. The record is from RefSeq and is a predicted model, not a curated record. Bases 287 to 1624 code for a protein of 445 amino acids.